Molecule: messenger RNA, 2367 nt
Organism: Cryptotermes secundus
Lineage: Eukaryota; Metazoa; Arthropoda; Insecta; Blattodea; Kalotermitidae
Product: hemicentin-1-like
Exons: 9
Coding region: 319-1395 (358 amino acids)
Biological process (GO): synapse organization
Cellular component (GO): neuron projection membrane
Source: RefSeq, a predicted model, not a curated record
GUGGUGUCCGAUGGUCGAGUGUGAGUGCUUAUCGUUCAGACAGUUUACACUCCAGAAAGAAAACAUCAAUUCUAGCCGCAAAGUUGUUUCAAAUUCGUAAUUUAGAAAUGACAACAUUCGUAUGUAGUGCGAGUUGUAAUAUGGAAUACUUUAUGUGCUUUAGUGUGUUUUAAAAGUGGUUUUCACAUUGUUCUGUGGUGUGUUGGAUGAACAGAUGGUUUUCUUCAGGUGUGAAUACAAAACUAAAAUCAGUGUCUCAUUGAAGUUUAAGAAGCUGAUACCAGAAUUACUUCCACACUUCUAGAAGUUUAGGAGAUAAUGGAUUUUGUUACGGCAAACCUAUUUGAAGGAGGAGCUCUCUGUUGGCCUGUCGCUCUCUUCCACUGGUUCUGCCUUGUGGUAGCCCGCGCUGGUGAUCCUCUUCCGGCAGAUGAUGUUGUCCCUCCGCGCAACCUGUCCUCGUUACUGCACCCGGACACCAAUACAUACCUUCACGACACCCUUAGCUACUGGCCCUUUAAUGAAACCUUCCAGCUUUCUAAAUUCGAAGAUUUCGACCAUACACACUUCGAUGAUUCACACGAAUUGGUUGGAGGAGGCAGCACAGAGCGGUAUCCUGGAUCGAAAAAUUCUGGUCACCUGGACUACGGGAAACCGAGAGGGAGUGGCAACAACGAUCCCGUGUUCGAUAACAAUCUUGUUACAAACGUGACCGCGCAGUUGGGAGCGUCAGCCUUCCUGCACUGUCGCGUGAGAAACCUCGGAGAGCGGCCGGUGUCUUGGAUCAGACGUCGCGACUGGCAUAUCCUGACGUCGGGUCUCUUCACCUACACGAACGACGAGAGGUUCCAGGUUGUGCACACGGAGGGAGGAGAUGACUGGAAUUUGCAGAUCAAAUACGUGCAGAAGCGUGAUAACGGCACGUACGAGUGUCAGGUGGCGACCGGUGCAGGCACAAUAUCCCAUUACUUCAAUCUGCACGUAGUGGUACCGUCUGCAUUCAUCCUCGGCAGCGGAGAGUACCACAUCGGAGAGGGCAGCACCAUCAGCCUUGUGUGUAUAAUAGAGAAUAGCCCGUCCCCCCCUCAGUACGUGUUCUGGUACCACAACGAGCACAUGAUCAACUACGACACAUCACGGGGAGGUGUCACAGUGAGCACGGAGCCUGGGCCCAAGACCCACAGUCGCCUCAUCAUCAACCACGCCACACACGGCGACUCAGGCAACUACACUUGCAGAGCCUCCAAUACUGAGGCUGAUACAAUUUACGUUUUUGUAUCCAAAGGGGACAACACAGCGGCCAUACAACGCCAGGAGUCCUCUGUGGCCACGCGCUGGGCAUGCCUUAUGCCUGGUCUUCUGCUGCCUGCAAUCGGCCUCUGGGUCACUAGGUGAGGCUCCCAGGUAACUUCACAAAGAAGACGCAGCCACAGCGAUGAGCAGAUCAGCAGAAAUGAAUUCAUGUAAUUCUAUGGCAGGCAGUGUUGCCAUUGGCUUCAAUGUUACUUUGGAUGUGCAUUGUACUGUUACUGCUCUCGAAAUCCGACAGCCUACGUAUCCUGUGAUGUGAUACAAGUGUGUGGGUGAAUAUAAAGAAGAGAAAGAUACUGUGAUAAAAAUGGGAAUGGAGGAUUAUAGUCCCUUUGGAAUGUGGAUGUGUGUGAUUUUCAUGUGAAUCACAAAUUGAUGAUUCCUGUGUAGGAUUCGUUGACGGGAACACUUUGCAGCUGCCUCGUAUCCCGCACAGAGGGCUAUCUCUUGAACUGUGACCAAUGAUUUCAAUGCUGUGAAAGAAAGUUUAUGAUUUUUAAAAGAUGCUAAACGAAUACAGACUGCAAUAAUUGAAAUUUCCUAUACUAAAAUUAUAAAGAGUUAGAUCUCCAAAUUUUGCAUCCUGAAGGCGUGGUAGCCACUGCCUUCGUGUUAUUGCCACCGAAACGUCGAAAAACUUUGAUUCCGCAAUCAAUGAAAUUAUAAAAAUAUAUGAAAGCAAUGUGACGCAUAAGAGUGUUAUAAUAAUGAGGCCAUAUUGUUUGUUUUCAGUUUGGAAGGAGGAGUUAUACAAAGAAUGAAGACGUUUUAAAAGAGUGAACAUUUCAUCUCAUGAAACAGAAGAAAAAUUUAUUGUGUGUUUUGGAGGUGAUAUAUUAAGCUGUUAAGAUUCUUUUCCCUCACAUUGCAGGAUCCUGCAUUCACUGAUUUCAUCUUACGUUGCCAUUAUUUCCGGUGCCAAAGUGCUCGCUUGUAACUACGCAUGCGCGAGGCGAGUGCUUUAACUACUGAUUCAGAACUGGUUGUUCUACCUUGGUAUCAAGAACUUUCAUGUAUGUACUUGUUUUUCCCCCUCUUUCAGUUGUUUGUGCAGUA